UAAGAGCUCAGUGUGGGUGGUUGUGUUUAAGUCAAUGUUGUAUGUUUUCUGCGGGGUUUUCCAACAUUCUCCUGCUACCACAAGAAAUGAAACUGUUGCUGCAGUUUAUUCUCCUGACAGUCGGACUGGCUGCUGGCUACCGAAGUCCCCUGAAUGACUUCCAGCGCUCAGAGGGCAGAGAGCUGGUUCCCACCCCCUGGAACGCAGCUCGAGUGUUGUUGUUGACGGGUCUGAACCUCGAGGACUGUGCCACUCGCUGCUCUCAGUCUCUGGACUGCAGAGCGUUCAACUACGAGACACGUCCUUUUGUCUCCUGUAAACAUCUGCCGUGGGUCGGUGACGGGAGCAACGCAGAGGUGAAGAGGAACGUAAACUGUGAUCUUUAUGAAAAGAAAGUCUAUGUCAGAAAGUGCAUCGUGGGUAAAGGAGAAGACUACAGAGGGAAAGUCUUCCUCACAAGAAGCGGGCUCACCUGCCAACAGUGGUGGUCCAAGUUUCCUCAUGAUCACAGGUGGACUCCCACAGCUACCAACGGUUUGGAGUUGAACUACUGCAGGAACCCAGACGGAGAUCGGAUCGGUCCGUGGUGCUACACCACCGACCCUGAGCGCCGUUAUGAAAGCUGCAACAUCCCCCAGUGCAAAGAUGAUGUAUGCAUCACAUGUAAUGGAGAAGACUACCGAGGGCAGGUUGACCACACUGUGAGUGGCCGAGAGUGUCAGAGAUGGGACCAGCAGUACCCUCACCAACACAUCUACCAGCCUGAAAAAUACCCUGAUAAGAGUUUAGAUGACAACUACUGCCGUAACCCCGACGCCUCUCCGGUGCCGUGGUGUUACACCACAGACACUGAGGUGGAGAGGGAGAACUGUGAGAUCCGCAAGUGCACUGAGGUGCGGGUGGAGAAACGCCAGCGCUCCAGCUUCACCACUAACUGUUUCCGCAGCCGUGGGGAGGAUUACCGCGGUAAAGUCAACGAGACAACAUCAGGUAUCCCCUGUCAGCGGUGGGAUGCCCAACAACCUCAUGAGCAUCCCUUCUACCCGAACACAUACGAAUGCAAGGGUUUGGAGGAGAACUACUGUCGUAACCCAGAUGGGUCGGAGGCUCCCUGGUGCUUCACAUCUGUGCCAGAGAUGAGGACUGCUCUCUGCUUACAGAUCAAACGCUGUGCAGACGACAUAGAGGCUGAAGAUUGCUACCACGAAAAUGGAAAAAACUACAGAGGAAUGGUCCGCAAAACUCGUAAGGGGAUCACCUGCCAGAAAUGGAACGUCAACACACCUCACCGGACCAAGAUAAACCCAAGGACGCAUCCUGAGGCCAACCUGACGGAGAACUACUGUCGUAACCCAGAUGGGGACCAGCACGGACCCUGGUGCUACACCACCGACCCCAAAACUGAGUUUGACUACUGUGCCAUCAAACAGUGUGCUGGAGAGAAAGUGCCAAUGACUGAAUCAGUAGAGAAUGUGGAGUUCAGUGAGUGUGGGAAGAGAGACGAGCGCAUCCUGAGGAGGACGCGUAUUGUGGGUGGGAUUCCUGGGAAUUCGCCGUGGACAGUGAGCCUCAGAGACAGGAAAGGAAACCAUUUCUGUGGAGGAUCCAUGGUUAACCCCAGAUGGGUGAUCAGCACCAAGCAGUGUUUCUCCUCCUGCUACGUUGACCUGCCCGGAUACUCGGCCAGGAUGGGAACACUGUAUCGUGAUCCUCAAGAAGGAGAGCCUGGUGUGCAAACUAUCCCUCUGACAAAGAUUGUCUGCGGACCCUCGGAGUCUCAGCUGGUCAUGCUUCAACUGGAAUACCCGGCUCAGUUUAAUGAGCGUAUCUCUCAGAUCUGCCUCCCUCCUGAGCGCUACAUUGUAGCUGAGGGGACUACUUGUGAGAUCGCAGGAUGGGGUGAGACCAGAGGGACUGGAGAUGAGACUGUCCUCCAUGUGGCCCAAAUACCAGUUCUCAGUAACAAGGAAUGCAACAAAUACUUUAGAGGUCGUGUUCGUGAGAAUGAGAUGUGCACCAACUCUUUCCAGGGCGGAGUGGGCGCCUGUGAGAGAGACUACGGCGGCCCUCUGGCGUGUCGGAACAGCGACUGCUGGGUACUUGAGGGUGUGAUCAUCCCCAUGAGGCGCUGUGGACACCCGGGGCAGCCCAACAUCUUCAUCCGUGUCUCUGUCUACGUUGACUGGAUCAAGAAGGUCAUGGAGAUGGCUUAGAACCAGAGACUGCCAUCCAGCAGGAACUGAUCAAAUUUGCUCAACCCUCAGGACCAGUUUUUCACUUAACCAUAUACAUUUUUUCCUUCUAAGAUGUCUGUUUAAAACAUUAAAAAAAUUUACAUUAAGAUGCAUAGUCAGAUUUUAUUAGUUAAAACAUUAAGUUAAAAUGCUAUUAUAUCAUAAAAAAGAAAUGUUCAUUCAUGGAGAAAAUGCAAAGACGGCACAGUCAUUUCUUACAGUAUUUGAUCUGCUUUAAAUUAAUUUUAUAUAUGCAUUUACAUUUAGUGAAUUUUCACAGCCAGACUAACUGACUUUCAGACGCAUCAGUCGGGGCAUUUAAGCUAUGAGCAGAAAACAUCUUUAUCCCCAAAACAUAAUCAAGUUCGUUGAGAUGCAAAACAAUGCAGAGAAGAUUUAUCAUAUAAAUGAAGUUCAGUAAAAUUCAGCAGAUUCCGUGUUUAGCAUUUAUAAGCAAUGCAUAUACAUUUAAACUAUAAUGUAGUUGUUGGCAGAUAUAAAGACAUUUAAUUGUUUACAGUUUUGUUCCAUGGUUAUAACUUUUCCCAUAUAUUUUAUAUUAUUAUAUUGUGUAUUAUUAUCUGUUUAUACACUAGCCUCCACUUGCUGCAUGCCCACAUGAGGUGUUAUAGUCAUUGACAAAUACAUUAAUAAACACUGCCUGCAAAAAAAUGUUUUGUGUUUUACAAACAAUUUAUUGUAAGUUUAUAUACUGCUUAUAAAUGCUAAACAUUGGGACUUAAAGUUAAGUGUUAGAACUGUUUUGUUAUUUAUUCUCUAAGAAAUAAAAGGGAUGCAGGGGUAAAAAACUAAUUUAGCCCCACAGGUUCAGAGGAGAAUAACUGAGAAUAAGUAACUCCCAAUAAAAGUGGAGGUGUGCAGGGUUUACAGCACACAUUUUAAGUUCCUAACAUCCCCUGGAAAUGCACCCUUUACCACAAAACUGUAUGCCUCCCCCUCCUCCCCUUGGCAUUGAAUGGAGCUCCAAAAUACCUUCUUUGCCCCCAGCCUCUAAAGAAAUCCCUCCUCUGCCUGUCUUUUGAUGCCUGCCCCCACCUCUAAAGACAUGCCUUUGUGCCUUAUGCAGAACUGUAUGCGCUGCACAUUCUUUCUAGUUCUAUAGGAGGAUUUUUGUAACCCGGUCCUGAUGAGCCCACGGAAUUCAGCUUAAAUAAACCUCAAGAUCAGAGUCCGACCGAAUCUCAGACACACCGGCCUGCAGAGGGCCACUGAACUCACACACACAUACACACACUGACACACACACACACACACACACAAUUCUUUCUCCUGCCCCCCCCCCCCAUAUCCCCCAUUCUAUCCGUCUGUUUUCUGUCGCUUCGAUAUUUUCACACUUUUUCCUUUUGUCUGGAAAAUCUGAAAAUACUGACAUUUCAGAACUAGUAGGACUGAAGUGUAGAAGAAGUUCCCUUAAACUAAUGAUGCCAAUUAUCCUCCUGCUGCACACAGCUUUUAGAAAUGGCAGGUUGACGGUUAUGAUUUCAGCGUCAUUCUGUUCACUUUCAUUUAGUAAUAUCUAUAGUGGAUGACUAAUCAGAUUCAUAUGAGACUAGCAGUUCUCACCAACUGUUUAAGCAUAAAGCUUCUGGGAAACCUGAAUACAUUUUUAAUACAUAGUAAUAAUAAUAUUAAUUUCUUUUUUUUAAUUUUGUUUAAUGCCUUUAAAUGUGUAGGUUGAAUGAGAUCAUUUUCAAUCUGUGAAUGAAUGUGAAUGUGAUGCAGGUUUUUUCUUUCAAAAUGUGUUAGUCAGAUUUCAAGGGAUAUUUAAUCUAUGAAUUUAUGAAUUAUAUUAAUAAACUGAAACUAUAAAGAAUCUAAAUGGAGCCCUGUGCUUCAUCUUUGUAACCUAAAGCUUUAUAUUUUGGUCUCAUGCCAGCAUGCUCACCUGACAUGACUCCACGCCGCCCCUGGAAUGUGUAUUCACUGUGGUUCAAUCAUGUCGGUCUCUGUUUAUCAGUUUGUG
Anoplopoma fimbria (sablefish) is the source of this 4218-nucleotide messenger RNA. It is a transcript of the gene mst1, whose product is annotated as macrophage stimulating 1. The transcript has 19 exons. The record is from RefSeq and is a predicted model, not a curated record. Bases 42 to 2213 code for a protein of 723 amino acids. NCBI's taxonomy places the organism in Eukaryota, Metazoa, Chordata, Actinopteri, Perciformes, Anoplopomatidae. Gene Ontology annotation, molecular function: receptor tyrosine kinase binding; serine-type endopeptidase activity. Gene Ontology annotation, biological process: proteolysis; regulation of receptor signaling pathway via JAK-STAT.